AUGACUACAUUCAAACAACUUUUCAUGGUCACUUUGCUUCUAGCAAUCUGUCUCUUCGUUUCGUCUGACGCAAUGCCAAUGCCAAUGCCAAUUCCCGGCUCGGCUAUUGCCAAUGGUGGCCCUGGCGUUGUUGGGGGAAGCGGUAGUAUGACUGGUGUUACUGGUACUGGUGGUUCGGCCGUCGCCACCUGUUUCAACUCGGGUCCUGGAGGUUGGCCUGCCUGA
Molecule: messenger RNA, 225 nt
Organism: Ambispora gerdemannii
Lineage: Eukaryota; Fungi; Glomeromycota; Glomeromycetes; Archaeosporales; Ambisporaceae
Source: the annotation of a GenBank genome assembly